AACAGAAGAAGAAACAGUGAUAAGUAUGUGAUCAAGAAUCUGAUAUAUAAACACACUCUCAAAUGAGUCAUCGUCUCCACAGCGUCCUCCUCGGCACCACCAUACGCACCCAUCGCUCCAUUCUACGUGUUUGUUUAUAUGCUUUAUUUAUACAGUUUUGGGUUCUGCGUUUUGUUUGCAGGGCUUGGUUUUGUAGCGGUAGUUUCAGAAACCAGACCCACAUGGAAAGCAAUGCUUCUUGUGAGGCGGUUGUGGGUGACUCUGAGCUCUUGGUUAAAAAAAUGGCUGCUAUUUGUAAUGCCGGUCCCGCCAAACUCCAGGUAAUAGCAGAUUUUGAUGGCACACUAACAAAGUACCGGGUCAAUGGUUGUCGGGGACAAAGCAGUCAUGGUCUUUUGCAACAGGAGAAUCCGGAAUAUGAUAAGAAAAGGCAGGAAUUAUAUGAACAUUAUCAUCCGUUAGAAUUCUCCCCGACAAUUCCAAUUGAAGAGAAAACUAAGCUUAUGGAAGAAUGGUGGACAAAAACUCAUGGUCUCUUAAUUGAGGGAGGCCUUACCUAUGAUGGAAUAAGGCAAUCUGUCGCUGACUCCACAAUUGCUUUUAGGGAGGGUGUUGUUGAACUAUUUGAGUUUUUGGAGGAAAGAGACAUUCCCAUUCUUAUAUUUUCUGCUGGACUUGCUGAUAUCAUAGAGGAGGUCCUUAGGCAGAAGAUUCACAGACUUUUCAAAAAUGUGAAGAUAGUCUCCAAUCGAAUGAUAUUCGAUAAUAAUGGUCACCUUGUAUCUUUUCAAGGGAAGACGAUUCAUAGUCUGAAUAAAAAUGAGCAUGCUCUGGAUAUGGCUGCUCCCCUUCAUGAUCGAUUAGGUGAUAAUAUAGAUGCGUCUACUUAUGAGAAUGCCUCAGUCAAGACUAGAAGAAAUGUGCUGCUUCUGGGUGAUCACAUUGGUGACCUGGGAAUGUCUGAUGGCUUGAACUAUGAGAAUAGAAUUUCCGUGGGAUUUCUGAAUGACAAUGUUGAGAAUUCUCUUGAUAGCUACCGCAAAACCUUUGACAUUGUUUACCUGAUGCUGGUCCUCCACAAUUUCUUUAUGUCGAUGCAUUUGAUGAGGUUCCAGAUGAAUAUUUUGAUGAUAUUUUUAAUCAAGCUUCAAAAAUUUCCUAUAAGAAGUGGGUAAUGACAACGUGGGAACAAUAGAGGUGCCUGUGUAUGGACAUAAUAUUGGCAAUCAAAGACAAAUUGGGGUGCAAGAUCAAUGAAUUCGAGACCAACUCUUAAUAUGCAAAUAGGAGGUGCAAGUUCUGUGAACCCAAGGCAUAUGGGAGUUAGCAUUAGGCCUCCACUAUCGAGGCGAAUGGGAGGUUCAAGUGCCCGAUGGAACCCACCAGAAAAAGCAACAAAUAAGAAAAAUUCCAAGUCAAUUGAAAUUGCUUAUUUUGGUUAUUGGCCAAUAUUUUGUGAACUGAAGUUAGCCUUUACUUCAUAAUGUAGUUUAAUAGUUUCUGGUUGUUGGCCAAUAUUUUGUGAACUUUCUGUUAAAAUCUGAAAAUUAUGGAGAGGAUGGAGAGAAUCACAGAAUGUAUUUUCUGGUUUCUUAAA
This is a messenger RNA of Prunus dulcis (almond), 1597 nucleotides long. Its product is annotated as cytosolic 5'-nucleotidase 3-like. Lineage: Eukaryota; Viridiplantae; Streptophyta; Magnoliopsida; Rosales; Rosaceae. The transcript has 10 exons. Gene Ontology annotation, molecular function: magnesium ion binding; 5'-nucleotidase activity. Bases 63 to 1175 code for a protein of 370 amino acids. Gene Ontology annotation, cellular component: cytoplasm. The record is from RefSeq and is a predicted model, not a curated record.